Molecule: messenger RNA, 1930 nt
Organism: Myzus persicae (green peach aphid)
Lineage: Eukaryota; Metazoa; Arthropoda; Insecta; Hemiptera; Aphididae
Exons: 1
Coding region: 1063-1572 (169 amino acids)
Source: RefSeq, a predicted model, not a curated record
UAGUUGUUUUUUAAAUACAUUCUCCAUCAUUAUUUUGAUUCGAUAUUGUAUUUAAUUAAUAUAUAGUAAAUUAUAUAAUCCUCGUCCCUCUGGAUGUGCCACUAUAUACGGCUACACCAGGGGCGGCCUUCAGAGUGGGGCCUAAGGACUGCGGCCCCUUCGAAAGCCUAUAUUUCUAAAAAUUGUAUAUUGUAAAAACAAAUUAUAAUAUCGAGUUUCCUGAAAAUUAUAACUUAACCCCCCCCCCCCCCAACCUUGUUUCACGAGCUACUCCUGGGGCCUGGGCUAUACUUAUGUAAAUAAGUAUGAUAUUAUUGAAUUAUUCUGUGGUAUUGUGACGUACUGAUCACUGAUGUAUGUCUGAAAUAAUAGUCUGAUUACUAGAAUAAUUUUUAACGUUUUAUUGUUUAUCGAUGAUGUCGAUUUAGUCGUUAUUAGGAUAGAAAAGUUAAAGGCUUAUUUAUAUAGUAGUUUUAUAUAACUAUAUUAUAUACGUUCACAGUGAUUAGAAAAUACUUAAUACAUACGCACGAUACACAUAGCUGAUAGUUUAUGCACAUAGCACAUAUAUUAUAUAUUAUCGAAUAAAAUAAUAUUAUUUGUAUUGUCAUACCACAAUGCAAUUAGAAUGACAAUCGACAAUUAGAUAUAAUCGUUAUUUUAAAUUAUCUAUAAAAGAAUAAUAACGAUAAUUUAUAAUUUGUAUUGUACUUCGACGUCUCUCACGCGAUAUUCUUCAUAAAAUAUAAUAUUUUAUAAAUCUCAGUUAAUAAUAGUCUUAUUUUUUCGAUUUCGUACAAUUGUAACUGUGUAUAUACCUAUAUGUAUAUAGAUUAUAGACGCAGUUUUUUUUAACCUUUGUGAAUUUUAAUCGGUGAGUAGCCAGUAGGUCUAGGCUUAUAAUUGUUCAUCGUUGAAUGUUGCAAAUAUAUUAUACCACAUACCUUUCGCAUCCCUGGACACAUCACGUCAUAAUAAAUUAUUAAAUAGGCAACUUACUACCCAAUAAAGGUACGUCAAAUUAUCAUUCGAAUUUAUGCAUUGAUUCGACCAUAUAAAAUUAUGGACGAUGUCAACUUUGGCAACUGUCUGCGUUCAGAAUUUUUCGAAACAGACGACCGCGACGAUUACAUUCAUUGCUCAUCGUCAACAAUAGCGGACACGCUGGACUUGGCAGUGCAACGACCGACGUCGACGGAUCACGUGCGCCCGCUAGAACGAUUGAGUGGACGAUGGACAUUCCGGUCGAUGCCGCAGGACGUCAACUUGGCGGCGUACGGUAAACAGUUUUCCGGCGAGUGGCCGUCGUUUCAUGUAGAAAUAGAUUGUGGCGGCAGCGUUGUGAACGCGAAGCCGACAUUUGCACUAGCCAAUGACUCCGCCAAUGAGGACUCCCAGGACGACGGCACUUUGUUACCCGGUGCUGAUGGACACAAUUCGUCAGUCCCGAGUUGCCCGAACACGUUCACGGGACAGUGUGCCGCUUUUGUCGGAAGGGUCUUUACUUGGGAUUUCUACAGGGCCGUGUGUCUGUUCUUUCUACCAAUCGUCACACUUCGAAACCGUAGGUGAUUGACCAUUGACGUGCAUGGCAGUUAAGAUGUUAAAUAAUUAUUUAAUAAAUUAUUAUUAUUAUAUUUAUUUAUUUUAUAAUAAUAAAAAGUAAAAACAUAGUCAUUGGUCACGGCACAUCAAUAUAAUAUAAGCAUUACUAAGGGAUGAGCUCGGAUAGUACUCACUACUCACGCAGUCAACUCUUUACCGAACAAUAUUCACACCUAUAUUGCGCCACCUAGUGUUGUUUACUUAAAUUAAUAUAUAAUUAAAUCCUGAUUUUAAUAUGUACAUUUGUAAGGAUUGAAUUUUUAUUUAUAGCACAGCACCAUUGUUAUACACUUCAUAAAUAUAAGAUUAUAAUUUUAUUAUUAAA